Messenger RNA from Cuscuta campestris, 1806 nucleotides. NCBI's taxonomy places the organism in Eukaryota, Viridiplantae, Streptophyta, Magnoliopsida, Solanales, Convolvulaceae. The record is from the annotation of a GenBank genome assembly.
GUGUCUUUGUCCACUUUUGACUUUUGAGACUGUUCAUCUACGCACUUUGACUCAUCAAAUUCUCUCAAUGUGUAAGCCUAAAUAUAGUCAUGUGUGAUCUUGUUUGAUUUGUCUUAACAUAUAGAUUAUUAAUAUAUAAUUUCUAUAAUUUUUUAAUAUACAAAUUACAAGAUAAAAUGGAUUAAAGAAGUGCAUUGGAUGGUGUGCUAAAAGUCGUCUUCCUCACCGUCCCCCACGACCCGCCAUUGUUGAUAAAUUGCAGAAAAUGAAUUCAGCUUCACAGCUAGCGUCCCAUUCCCAUUACUUUCCCGCCAAAAUCCAUUACUGUCAGCGCCAGAGCUUUUCGUAUUCAUUCCAGCGCCUCCGGCAGCUCUCUUCUCUGCGACCCAAGUUCUCCGCCAAACAGGGCAUUAGGGUUCGCUCGGAAUUCGGUGCUAAAGUAAAUGGACUUCUUCAAUCCGAUUCUGACCCUCGUUUCAUUGACCGGCAAAAAGCACUGGAAGCAGCAAUGAGUGAUAUAAACAGUUCCUUUGGCAAAGGAAGUGUUACAAGAUUGGGAAGUGCCGGCGGAGCUCUUGUAGAAACUUUCCCUAGCGGCAUUCUGACUUUGGACUUUGCUUUAGGCGGUGGCCUUCCCAAAGGGAGAAUUGUUGAGAUAUAUGGACCAGAAAGCAGUGGAAAGACCACCUUAGCCCUCCAUGCUAUUGCAGAAGUGCAGAAGCUAGGAGGCAAUGCAAUGCUUGUUGAUGCUGAGCAUGCAUUUGAUCCAACAUACUCCAAAGCAUUGGGUGUUGACGUUGAGAAUUUAAUCGUGUGCCAACCGGAUAAUGGAGAGAUGGCUCUUGAGAUUGCAGAUCGCAUGUGUAGAUCAGGUGCUGUGGAUCUCAUAUGCAUAGAUUCUGUCUCAGCCCUCACUCCACGUGCUGAGAUUGAAGGGGAGAUUGGAAUGCAGCAAAUGGGGUUGCAAGCACGUCUGAUGAGUCAAGCUUUGCGUAAGAUGUCAGGCAAUGCUUCAAAGGCUGGUUGUACGCUAAUUUUUCUGAAUCAAAUACGGUAUAAGAUAGGUGUAUACUAUGGGAACCCAGAAGUGACUAGUGGAGGAAUUGCAUUGAAGUUUUUUGCUUCGGUUCGACUUGAAAUCCGUCCUGCUGGGAAGAUAAAGUCUGCCAAAGGAGAUGAAGAAGUUGGAUUAAGAGUGCGGGUACGAGUUCAAAAGAGUAAGGUGUCAAGGCCAUACAAGCAAGCCGAGUUUGAGAUUACUUUUGGAGAGGGAGUGAACAAGCUGGGUUGCGUGCUGGACUGUGCUGAGGCAAUGAAUAUAGUGAUGAAGAAGGGUUCAUGGUACAGCUAUGGUGAUCAUAGGUUAGGUCAGGGUAGGGACAAGGCUUUGCAGUACCUCAGAGAAAAUACCCCUGUCUUUGAGGAACUAGAGAAGAUUGUUGGAUCAUCUCUAGCGGAAGGAAGUGUGCAAGUUGGCUCUCCUUUCGUGAAGCACUCACAACAAGAGUUGUAUCAUCAAGAUGAAGAUAUAUUUGAAGAUAUGAGUUGACCCCUUCACAAUAUCCAAUAUUGCCUCCCCAAGUUCAUACAUUUCAUUGGUUUGCUAGUGCAGAAAGUUUUGCAGAAGAUCAAAAACAAUAAUUCCCAGAUGAUCAAGUAGUUCUUCAAGUAUAAUGAUGAUGAAACCAGUGAUGGUGUUGUAAUUUCUGCAGUAGGAUUUUAUAAGACAUAGGCACAACGUUAUCAUUAGGAGGAUGGUGUAAGGUACUAUUGCAACCCAGAGAAGCCAUUAUAACCUUAGUGUAU